This is a messenger RNA of Folsomia candida, 2562 nucleotides long. RefSeq lists its product as uncharacterized. Gene Ontology annotation, molecular function: protein binding. The record is from RefSeq and is a predicted model, not a curated record. Lineage: Eukaryota; Metazoa; Arthropoda; Collembola; Entomobryomorpha; Isotomidae. The transcript is spliced from 4 exons. The coding region runs from base 297 to 2159 and encodes 620 amino acids.
UCUUGCAAGAACGGAGGUUUGGAACAACACGAUCGUGAUUUGUGUAUAUUGGCAAAUAGUUUUUAAACAUGAUUUAAAUUACUGACAUGUUUUAUUAUAAAGCAUUUAGUCCGAUUUACAAAGAUAAAACCAUUUAUAACAUGUGUAUUUUGUCUGCAAAUCAUAAUCUACAUUAAUUCUUACUCAAACGCUGUUACAUAACAUAUAAUUUGAUUUAUACUGUCCACUUUUGUACACAAUAAAUUACUACGGUUCGAACAUGGAGAUUGUACCGAAAUUGUUGAGUGAAUCCUUGAAUGAAGAAACUCCACAUAAGAUCUCGAAUGAGUCCAAUACGCCCCUCAACAACGAACUGUUCACACUUGCAGAUUCUGGAGAAAAUUUUCUACUACUUGAGCAACAUCCAAGAUUUACUUGCAGUUCGUUUGGUCUGUGUCCAGUGGGCAAUAUUGGGCUCCAAAAUGAUGAGAACUCGUCAUCGUCCAAUAAUUCCAGUAAACAUUGUGGGAAUGUACGAAGACAAAGUCCAAUUUCGAAUUCACGAUAUCCUCAAGAUCAAAGACUCGUCUUUAACAUUUCCAUCGCUCAAGGACCAUUUUCCGUUCAACCGCUUCAAAUUUGGAGAAUACGCACUUGAUAUGGGCGUUCCGUAUAUUAACAAAUUUUUCCAUCUCUUCAGCCCCAUUUCGCACGUGACUUUUUCUCCGGAAACGCUCAAUAAUACUCAGGUCUCUACGUUUCGAGAAAUAAUUCUAUUUCAUUUGCCACAGUGUGAAUCGAUUGAAUUGAUUUUUCCACGAUACGGGUAUCUGGAAUUCCCGUGGCUUUUUCCAAAAACAAUAUUCACUCUUCUCAAUCCAGUUUUACCAAACGUUAUUCAAUUGGUUCUAAAAUUGCCAACGGAUCGUACCGAAUUCGUACCACAAUUUUUCAAAGACUUGUUUAGAGCUGUACCAAACGUCGUUACGCUCAAAAUCAUAGGAGCUCAUGCAGGGCUCUUAGAUUGCUUGUUAUCGAAAGAUAUUCUCCAAGAGACGUAUCCAUUCUUAAAGAUGCAAAAUUUGGAAAUACAAGUGAGCGAUGAAAAUCGAACAGAAAUUAAUCAUAAAAACCUAGCUGAACUAACAGAAAUUUCAAAAAAGUAUUUAAAGUUAAGAACGCUAAUGUUAUCGUCUAUGACAGACAAUGUCAAUUUAAGGGCGCAACAAGAAUUUUUGGCAGCAGUUGGAGGAACAUUGGAAAAGUUGACCAUAUCGAAAUUUUCUUACUUUGAGUCACUAAUUCCACUUGGAACAAUUGGCAUUAACUUGAAAUACUUUGAAACUACAUUUCUCAGCGAAAUACAACCUUUGGAUUUUGUUUUCGAGUCCUUACCAAAUUUAAAAACGUUGAUUUUAGGGAAAGUUACCAGCGAUUUGUUCAGCUUAAAAAAUUUAGUACCGAAAUUACUGGUUGAUGCAUACCCAGUUCAUCCUCUGCAAAAAUUAACGCUUCCAAAGGGAUUAAUUGACUCGAGUGCAUUGCCUAAAAUAUUAGAGGGAUUCUCAAAGUUGAGAAGCUUGGAACUGACUGCAGAUGACGAAACGCUCAAGUCCAUUUACAAGGCAGGAAAUGCUGACAAGUUGAAACAUUUUACAGAAUUGUCCUUAUUCGAUGAUUCGGUGGUGACUGACGAAGGCAUUACGGGAUUGCCUUUGGCUAUUUGUCGAGAACUGUAUAAAAAUCAAUGUGAACUACCAAAUGGUAUUAAUUCUGUCGAAGAAUUAAGGAAAGAUGCGCCUUGGAUUGCAUAUUUAACUGGACUUCGUGUGUUUCAAUUAACGGAAAGUGAUGAAAAAAGCGUCCCAAAGAAUCGCAUAUCAAAUGUUUCCAUAAUUUUUGGAUUUAGAUUUCUACCAGAGCUCAACAAUCUUACAAUUCCUAAAACAUGGAUCACCAACUUUUCACUGUACUACAUUGGAAAAUAUUACACGAGUCCAGUAGUACUGUUGGAUAUCAGCCUUUGUUACAGGUUGACUCCACCGGGAAUUGAAAAGCUAAAGGAGGAUUUGCCAAACUUACAAAUCAAGUGCAAAAAUUGGUACAAGAACUUGGUCUCGAUAAGUAACAGAAAUGAAAAUAUGGUCGUUCCGUCCAGUUGCUAUUUUAUGGCGUUUUGAAUGCAUAAAGCUCGUUACUAAUAAUAAAAUUGGGGUCAGAGUUGGAAUGUUAAACCUUGAUGUACAUCCAAAUACUUAUUGUUAGUGACAUCAUUCUGUGAUAAAUUGAUGGUAUGUACAUAUGCGUAUAGAACAAUUUUCUAUAGCCAGCCAAGGAACGUGUAUUUGUUAUUGGAACAUGUGUAGAAUAUAAUGCUCAAUUUACAAUAUUGGAAAAAUUAGUACACACAAUUAGUUCAAAAACUUUAUUACGUCGUCAUUGAAAUAUGUUCGUUUUUUAAGUCAUCCUCUGUAAAAAUCGUGGAAGUAGAUUUGCCGAAACUGUAACCCUCAAUCAAUUGUUCCAACUUUCUUUCCGUUUCGCAGUGAAUAAACUUGGCACCCGAGUUGUGCAUCACUCCAA